Molecule: messenger RNA, 564 nt
Organism: Camelina sativa (false flax)
Lineage: Eukaryota; Viridiplantae; Streptophyta; Magnoliopsida; Brassicales; Brassicaceae
Source: RefSeq, a predicted model, not a curated record
AGUGGAGAAGGGAAAUCAGAAUGUAUCUUAGUACAGCAUUUUGAAGAAUCAAUGAACUUUAUCAGAUCCAGUGGAAAGCUUCCUCAUACUCGUGUUCACCUGAUAAAUUAUGAUUGGCAUGCCAGCGUUAAAUUAAAGGGGGAACAGCAAACCAUUGAAGGAUUGUGGAUGUAUCUAAAAUCUCCCACUAUGGCAAUAGGAAUUUCUGAAGGUGACUAUUUGCCUUCACGUCAAAGACUAAAAGAUUGCAGAGGUGAGGUAAUCUGUAUUGAUGAUAUUGAAGGUGCCUUCUGUUUGAGAUCACAUCAAAAUGGGGUAAUACGCUUUAACUGCGCUGAUUCUUUGGAUCGAACAAAUGCGGCUAGUUUUUUUGGUGGUCUUCAAGUGUUUGUAGAGCAAUGUAGAAGGCUGGGAAUAUCACUUGAUACUGAUCUUGGAUAUGGUUAUAAUUCUGCUAACAAUCACGGGGGAUAUAGUGCUCCUCUUCCACCGGGAUGGGAAAAAAGAGCUGAUGCAGUAACUGGAAAAUCGUAUUAUAUAGAUCACAAUACAAAGACAACAACA